This is a messenger RNA of Phoenix dactylifera (date palm), 3119 nucleotides long. RefSeq lists its product as uncharacterized. NCBI's taxonomy places the organism in Eukaryota, Viridiplantae, Streptophyta, Magnoliopsida, Arecales, Arecaceae. The record is from RefSeq and is a predicted model, not a curated record.
GCACCAGGGAGGGAGGGAGAGAGAGAGAGAGGAGAAGGAUACAUAGUACGGCUUCUACGCCCACAACCUCUUUCAUCUCCUACAACUCCAUCGACCCGGAGACGAGAGGAGGGAGAGAGAGAGGAAGAAGAAGAGGAGGGGAAAAGAUGAGGAAGACUUAGGAGGGAGAGAGCGAGAGAAGAACAGAGAGGUGGAGAAGUGCCCUGUGAGAUUGGAGAAAUCCAUUAUUCCCACUACAAAAUAACUAUUACCCUCCUAUAGUUGGACAGGUACAUACAAACAAAACAAAUAACCCAAAUAUAAAGCCAAAGUCCAGAUCUUCAUUAUCUCCAUCCAGUAGUCCUACUACCGCUGCUACUGUUCUCAAAGCCUAUAUCAUAAUAGCGAGAGAGAGAGAGAGAGAGAGAGAGAGAGGAAGAAGAAGGUGGUGGGAGUUGGAGUUUGGGGGCUAGAGGGCUUUUGUAUGUGGUGGAGAGGUAUUAGAUGAGGGGGAUGCCCUUUAGUCUCCAAGAGGAGGGGGCCUUGGAAGUCUUAGUAGGAGGGGAAGAGAAAAAGAGCCUCUUUUGGGGCAGCGGCGGCGGUUGUGGGAACAAUAAGAGGCGGAAGGGACAGCCGGAGGGGUCGGAGCCUCGGUCGGUGCUGGAUAAUAGAAGGAGUCCUAGCCCCCCAACGUCCACCUCCACCCUGUCUUCCUCCCUGGGCGGCGGCGGCGCUUCCUCCGACACCGCCGGCGUGGCGGCGGUCUCCGACAAUCCCGGCACCCGCAAAUGGCCCCCCGCCGCCGCGUCGGGCUCCGCCGCCAUCCCCUCGGCGGAGGAGGCCAGGAAGGAGGAGUGGGCGGCCGAGCUCCAGCCCAUCCCGGCCGCCGCCAUGGAGAGCGGUGGCGGGAAGUGCGGCGGUGUCGGCCUUGGCGCGGUGGAGGACUGGGAGGCGAUGUUCUCCGAGUCUGCCGCGUCCCCUGGCCAAGAGCCGAACUUCCUCCGCUGGAUCAUGAGCGACAUCGACGACGCCGCCGGACUCAAGCACCACCUGAUCCCUCCGCCGGAGCUCGACUGCGGCAGCAGCUCCGCCGGAACUUUCGGCCUUGUCGAUCCGGGCUUCGGCCUUGACCCCAUUGGCGGUCUUGGUGGAGGAGCAGUGGCCUCGAUCUCCUCCUCCAAUCCGUCUCCAUUCGCCUCCUCUGCUACAUCCGCCGGUGGAUUCGGCCUCAUUAGCUGCAGCAGCGGCAGCGUCAAAGUUCCCACCUUUGGGGUCGGGAACACGCCAAACACCGCUGCUGUCUUCCCUCCGGUGCCGGCGAACAGCCUCCCGCUGCCGCUUUCCCUGCCGCCCGGCGUCUUCCACCAGGAUCCCGUGGAGGAGAAGCCGCUCCUCUUCGGCCCGAGCCUUCUUCUCAGCCAGCACCAGCAAGCUCAGGCGCCGCAAAACCCGGCCUUCUUCCUUCCCCUCCCCCACUUCGACGCCCAGCCGCCGGUCCACCUCCUCCCGCCUCAGACCAAGCGCCACCACCCACUAUCAGUCGACCAGAUGGCCCCAAAGUCCCCCUUCGCCUCCUCCCCUGGCCCCGAGUUCUUCCUCCGCCGCGGCCAACCCCAGCCGCAGCCCUUCCCGCCGCUAAAUGUCGCUCCUUUCCACCUUCCGCAGCGCUCGAAGGUGGCCUCCGGCGGAGAGGCAGCGGCGACCGCAGCCGCCGCCGCGCAGCAGCAACACCAGCAGCAGCACCAGCAGCAGCAGGCAUUGGUCGAGCAGCUCUUGAAGGUGGCGGAGCUCGUCGAGGCCGGGAACACCGUUAGCGCCCGUGGGAUAUUGGCGCGGCUCAAUCAGCAGCUCCCCUCCCCCGUGGGGAAGCCCCUCCUUCGCUCUGCCUUCUACUUCAAGGAGGCUCUUCACCUCCUCACGUCCCCCGCUGCCCCCAACCACCCUCCGUCCCCUCUCGCCACCCCUUUCGACGUCGUCCUCAAGCUCGGCACGGUCAAGGCCUUCUCCGACGUCUCACCCGUUCUCCAGUUCACCAACUUCACCUCCGUCCAGGCCCUCCUUGAGGAGCUCGAAGCCGCCCCCCGCAUCCACGUCGUCGACUUCGACAUCGGCGUCGGCGGACAGUGGUCCGCCUUCAUGCAGGAGCUCGCCCAGCGCCGCUGCACCGCCGCGGGCGCCGCCUCCCCUUCCUUAAAGAUCACAGCUUUCGCCUCCCCCUGCUCCCACCACCCCCUCGAGCUCCACCUCACCCGCGAGAACCUUGCCCACUUCGCCGCCGACCUUAACAUCCCCUUCGAAUUCAAUCUCCUCAGCCUCGACCCCUUCGACCCCUCCCUCCUCCUCAGCCUAUCCUCCGCCAGCGCCGAUGAAGCCAUUGCCGUCAACAUCCCCGUCGGCUCCGCCGUCCACCCGCCCGUCCCCACCCUUCUCCGCCUCGUCAAGCAACUCUCCCCAAAGAUCGUAAUUUCCGUCGAUCACGGCGGCGACCGCAGUGACCUGCCUUUCCCCCAGCACUUCUGGCAUGCUUUCCAGUCGUACACUGUCCUCCUCGACUCCAUCGACGCAGCGGGCACCAACCUGGAGUCGGCCAACAAGAUUGAGCGCUUCUUGGUGCAGCCGAGGAUCGAGAACGCCGUGCUGGGCCGCCACCGGAAUGCCGACAAGCUGCUCCCCUGGCGGACACUCUUUCCCUCGGCCGGCUUCGUGCCGGUGCAGUUCAGCAACUUCGCGGAGACGCAAGCCGAGUGCCUCCUGAAGAGGGUGCAGGUGAGGGGAUUCCAUGUGGAGAAGCGCCAGGCGUCGCUGUCCCUCUGCUGGCAGCGCAUGGAGCUCGUCUCGGUGUCGGCUUGGAGGUGCUGAAGGAGCUCCCUUAUCACAGGCAUGUUAUUAAACUCAAGUUAGUCUCACUAUCUCAGGCCUUAGACCAAUUGCAAAUUGUGGAUGUUCAAUGGUGGCAACUUGUUUUGUUGUCGAAUAUGACAUUAUCUUUCCAGUAGUUGCUCUCCACUUGCUUGUCAUGUUGUUUCAGAUACAAUUUAACAAACUGGGAAGUCCGUAUAGUUCUAGUUUCGCCUUCUUGUGAUCGUUUUGGACAUUGGUAGUAAUGUUUAUUAUGUUCUCUUGACGUUAUCUAAGAAGCA